AAGUAGCUGGAAAUGUUUACAUGCAAGGUAUAUCUGAUAAUGUGUAAAUAUUUAUAUUGGAGUAAGUUUUGCCUAUAUGUGUCUUGGCAAAACUAGCGAAACAAAGUUUAAAGAUAAAUUAUGCCGUUCUGUUUUAGCUUUAUUGAUUUCUCUUAAAAUUACUAUUAACUAGAAAGAAGUUAUAUGAUUUUUCUUACGGUUUAAUCAGAAUUACGGGUGAAAGUCCUGCCCAAAUUAUGAAUUUGAGAAAAGUAUGUUAGAAAAUAAAUAUCUGUUUUGUGAGUUUAUUGUGUUUCAAAAACAAUUUUUCUUGCUGUUAUGGCGAAAACUAAAAUAAAUUCUAUUCUAGAUUUAAUUUUCUUCACGAGUGAGGAAAAAUUAAAAGGUUUCGUUAAGUUUGAUGCAUUUAAUUAGAUCAGAUAAUGAGAAAACCAGCAUUUGCAUUUUACAUGGGGGUAUUGUUCAUCACAGUACCUUUUUUCACUAUAUUUAUUUUACUGAAUGGACCUGAUUUGUCUGAAGAACAUGUUUUAAAUAAAAAAAUUGUUGAAUUGUAUGCAAGAUUAAAGCAUGCUGAAAUGCUCAAUUUGGAAAGACGAAGUGAUAUCUUUACUCUCAGGAAGCAUUUUGGCACUUUAUUAAAUGCAGCUAGUAGUAAGACUGAUUCUGCCAAUAAUUCAUUAUCUCUUAAUUCUCUAUUGAGGGAUUCUCAACAGUUUUUAGCAGGCAUUCAAGGUGGUGUGGAUCUGCAACUACCAUCAAUUCAUCACUUUUUACCUCAUUUACUCAGUUCUUCUGAUAGCUUAUCUCCUGCAAUAAAGUUAUCUAGAGGAAGAAGUGCUGUUACUAUGGUGCUGGGAGUUCCAACUGUUAAGAGAGAUGUUCAGAGUUACUUGAUGUCAACUUUACAAAAUCUUAUUGAAAAUAUGUCACCAGAAGAAAGAGAUGAUGCAGUUAUCAUAGUUUUUAUUGCUGAGACAGAUUUAGAAUAUGUUACUCGACAAGCGGCUGAAAUUGAGAAUAACUUUUCUGAGCAUAUAAAUUCAGGUUUAUUAGAAGUAAUUGCACCCCCUGCAUCAUACUAUCCUGAUUUGAAUAAGCUGAGGCAGACAUUAGGAGAUCCUUUAGAACGAGUUAAAUGGAGAACGAAGCAAAAUUUAGACUUUUCUUACCUUAUGAUGUAUGCUCAACCUAAAGGAAUGUUUUAUGUGCAAUUAGAGGAUGAUAUAUUAUCAAAGCCUGCAUAUAUUGAUACAAUGAAAAAAUUUGCCUACAAGCAAAUUAGUGAAAAAAGAGAGUGGAUUAUUCUUGAUUUUUGUCAACUUGGCUUUAUUGGAAAAAUGUUUAAGUGUGUUGAUCUAUCAACACUUAUCACAUUUUUUGUUAUCUUUCAUAAUGAUAAACCAGUUGAUUGGCUUUUGGAUCAUGUUGUACAAACCAAAGUGUGUCGUUUUGAUAAAGAUGCAAAAGAUUGUAAGAAAAGAAAAGACCAAGUUUGGCUUCAUUUCAAGCCAUCAUUGUUUCAACAUGUUGGGACACACUCCUCUUUGAAAGGAAAAGUUCAAAAAUUGAAGGAUAAGCAAUUCGGAAAGCUGUCUCUUCAUCAUCCACAUCAGAAUCCGGAAGCAGAAGUCAAGACAACAUUAAAAUCUUAUAAAGGUUAUACAGCAGCCCGAGCUUACAAAGGCGAUACCUUUUUUUGGAGCUUACUUCCACAACCUGGCGAUAUUUUAGCAUUUCAUUUUCGUAGUCCAAUAACAAUUGAAAGAUUUCUAUUCAGAAGUGGGAAUGCUGAACAUCCUGAUGACAAAUUUUUAAAUACUACUGUUGAAGUUUUACCAGUAUCAUAUUCUGAUGAUCAGCAUUAUACCAAAACUGCAGAUGGUUAUUUAAUUGUUGGAAGUUUUAAAGAACCAUCUGGUAUCGCGGAGGGUAAUGUAAGUACUUCAGUUGGUCCUGUUAAAAUUAUGAGGCUUUAUGUGCACAGUGAAAGUGAGAGAUGGGCCAUUUUAAGUGAAAUUCACAUCCAGCCUGUAGAAAGCAAAUUAGGUAUUUUUGGACGGUGACAGAAAAAUAUAGCUCUGUUGCCUAUUUUGCUACAUGAGCUGUUUACAAUUUGUUCCUUAUUGACGUGCCUUAAUGUGAGAACUCUAGAAAAACUCUUAACAGUUUCAAAGAAGAAGUGAUAACACACAUACAGAAUGCAUAUUUGAAAUUUAAGAUAGUGCACUGUAUUCUUUAUUUAUAGUGAUAAAUAUUGUUUUCAUGUUUUUCUUUACAUUUCAUAAAUGUAAAGGUUAAGGUAAAAAGUUUAUAAAUCAACAAUAGUACUGUUUGCUAUAAAUCACAAUAUAAAAUAGCAGAUAAAAAAAAAUCUCAUACUUUAAUUUAAAAAGUAUAUUUCCUAUUUUAGUGUUAUUUUUUUUAAUGUGAUGUAAUUUAUAAGUUUUUUUGUAUACUAUUAUAUUCACUAUAAAAUACCAAUGUAUUACAUAGUUGACAAAUAUGUAUCAAAUAAGUUUUUAUUAUAUUUUUAUGUGACUGCUAGAUUAAUUAUAUUUGAUAUUUUUGUUACUUUAUGUUUUGAUUUUUCUAAAUGUGUGUUGCUUAACAGUGCAAGAGUAUUGUAAAGUUAUCAGAAUUGUUUAUCUAAUAGCAUGAAAUUAUAUGUACUGCUUUAGUUUCAAAUAGUGUCAUAUAUUCACUUAAAUUUUUUUUUCUUUUCUGCUUUUAUUUUUAAUGAGAUUAUUCUGCAAGUUUUAAGCUAAUAUCAAGGCAUUUUAAGUUUAAAAGUAUUAAGCAUGUUACUGUAAAAUAAGCAGCUCAAAGCAAACCUUUUUUUUAAAAUUAAUAUAACUUAUUAUUCAUACUUGAAAGUUUGAAAGAAAAAUUUUUUAUUUUCCCAGAGUAAAAGCAUUUUGGAAAUGACCUAUUUUUUAUCUUAAAAAAAUAACAAGUGUUAAAUACCUAAAUAGUAUUUUAUUUACAGAUCAGUUCUUAAUAUUAUUCUGUUUCCAGGAAAUAUUGUUGUUGACUACUCGCAGUUUUGCAAGUUUGCUGUUACUAUAUAUGCUGUCUGAUUUUUUUUUUUUAAUUGUCAGACAGUUAUUUUCUAAGGUGCUUUUAAGUUACAGGAUCAGGAAUUAAUAAUUGUUCUGUAAUAAAAUUAUUUACAUCCUAUUCUUUUCAGUUUUUCAUUUGUUAGAUUCUCAUGAAGUCAAAAUCUUUUGUGAAAUAAUAGACAAAUUGUUUUUCAAACAGUUUUAAUUUAUUGUUUUCUAUUUUUUUAAAAACUUUUUAUAUGUAAUAACUAUCAAAUGAGAGUAGUAGCUUUUAAUAUUUGACAUGGUCUGUUACUAAAAUUUAUAAAUAAAAAAAAUGAUUUCAUGUUUUCUUACUCUCAAUGUUAAUGAUGUAGAAUAGCAUUUUUUUUUGUUUGUUUUGUUUUUAAGUUUUUCUUGAACAAUUUUUUAUCGCACAUAAAUCAGUUUUGAUUACAAGCUAAUUACAUCACAAAUAAUGUCUGAUCUAAAAAGUUUUAGAGAAUCAGUAUGCACUAAAGUGUUAUAUGCAUGUUAUAAUAAUCUUAUCCUGAAAUUCAUUUGAUCUUAUGUACUUUUUUAAACUCAAGUGCCUUUUAAAAAUAAAAAAUAGUUUGUUGCAA
Molecule: messenger RNA, 3664 nt
Organism: Parasteatoda tepidariorum (common house spider)
Lineage: Eukaryota; Metazoa; Arthropoda; Arachnida; Araneae; Theridiidae
Product: alpha-1,3-mannosyl-glycoprotein 4-beta-N-acetylglucosaminyltransferase A
Biological process (GO): protein N-linked glycosylation
Cellular component (GO): endoplasmic reticulum-Golgi intermediate compartment; Golgi stack; endoplasmic reticulum
Molecular function (GO): acetylglucosaminyltransferase activity
Source: RefSeq, a predicted model, not a curated record